ACGAAGUCCAGUCCUAAAUCGAAGUCUUCUUGUCAUGCCGAGCGACCUGAAAGGUCCUACGAAUUGGAGGCGGAAUAAUCAGUGAAAUGCUGUUGGUUACGCGAUAUAUUGACGUGGAGGAGGAAGAGGACGGGAGUCCAUGUGAGUAUGGCUAGACUGCUGAGACCUGUGAUCUCUACCGUCUACUGUAUGCCACAUGACCUCGAGAUAUGGAAGAGUAUCACCGUCGACCAUUCGACGGCACAGCUCAACCGCUUCUUGCUUAUCACCUUCGCGGAUCUCAAGAAAUAUAAGUACUACUACUGGUUCGCCUUCCCUGCUUUCGUGGCCAAGCCUGCAUGGGAGAUCCAGGGAGACUGGAGGGCCGCCUCAGACGAGUUCAACGAUUCCUUCCUCUCCGCAAUUGAGGCAACGCAACUAGCAUCUCCCCGCGCCUUCUUCCUCGUCCGACCAAAGACUGGCAGUGACGAGCCCGAGAUCGCACCCGUCGAAGAAUACACACAAUUCUUCGCCAACGUCGCUCCCGAGCAGCGCACCAUUGCCUUCCUCGACCCCUCCGCGACGCCUUCCAACCCCGGCUGGCCCCUCCGCAACCUCCUGACCUACCUCCAUACCUUGCACCCCGUGCCAUCGUACCGUAUUCUAUGCUGGCGCGACUCUGAGCGCCCGAAUGGCGCGCCGUUCAAGAGCCGCUUUGGCGUUGUGUCCCAGGGUGCGGGCGAAGUCGCGGUGCAGACGGAGAAGCCGACCGCGGUGGGCUGGGAGAAGAACGUGCAGGGCAAACUUGGUCCGCGUGUGGCGGACUUGGCGCCCAUGAUGGAUCCGACGAGGUUGGCGGACCAGGCUGUGGAUCUCAACCUGAAGCUGAUGCGAUGGCGCAUCCUGCCUGCGCUCGACCUUGAGAAGGUUGCGAACACGCGGUGUCUCCUCCUGGGAGCGGGCACGCUCGGGUGCUAUGUGGCGCGCACGCUGAUGGGAUGGGGCGUUCGCAAGAUCACCUUUGUUGACUCUGCCCGCGUGUCGUUCUCGAACCCUGUCCGCCAACCGCUGUUUGAGUUCGACGACUGCCUGAACGGCGGGAAGCCUAAGGCGGCAUGCGCUGCUGAGCGGCUGAAGAAGAUUUUCCCUGGCGUUAACUCUUCCGGUCAUAUCCUGAGCAUCCCCAUGCCGGGCCACCCCAUCCCGCCCGCGUCGGUUGAGCAGGCGAAGAAGGACGUGGCGACGCUCGAGAAGCUCAUGGACGAGCACGACGUUGUAUUCCUCCUUAUGGACUCGCGCGAGAGCCGGUGGCUCCCAACCGUGAUGGGCGCAGCCAAGGGCAAGGUCGUCAUGAACGCCGCGCUCGGGUUCGACACAUUCCUCGUCAUGCGCCACGGUGUGCGCGCGUCGCUCGCGAAGGGUGAUCGACUUGGCUGCUACUACUGCAACGACAUCGUUGCGCCUGCGGAUUCCUUGACGGAUCGGACCCUCGACCAGAUGUGCACCGUCACUCGACCGGGCCUCGCUUCGAUCGCCGCAUCCACCGCCGUCGAGCUGCUCGUCUCCCUCCUGCAGCACCCCGACGGCAUCAACGCGCCCGCCCCGCCGCCGCAGACUCAAGGGAGCGAGCCUCCGCAGGGCUCCGAAGGCGUGCUGGGCAUUGUCCCGCACCAGCUGCGCGGCUUCCUCGCGCAGUUCCGGAACAUGCCCAUCACUGGCGCUGCCUACGACAGGUGCACCGGGUGCAGCGAGACGGUCAUCAAGGCAUAUGAGACGCAGGGCUUCGAGAUGCUCCUCAAGGCAUUCAACGAGCAGAAAUUCCUCGAGGAGUUGACAGGGCUCGACAAGCUGUACGACGAAGGAGAGGCGGCGCUGGAGGCCGUCGGGUGGAACGAUGACGAGGGCGAAGACGACUUCUGACGGAUCCAAUGACGUGAUCAGAAGAGAUGAAUGAAGGAAUGUAUUGUUGUACUCAUACCCGUCGCAGUGUAACGUUGGCCUACAUGUAUGCUUGCUAUACCCUGUAUCGAUUGCUCAUACACGAGUGGUCGGUACGUCCCGGCUACUCUUCUCUAUUACCCGCCCGCUCACAUUCUACU
This is a messenger RNA of Rhodofomes roseus, 2078 nucleotides long. RefSeq names its product E1-like protein-activating. Gene Ontology annotation, cellular component: cytoplasm; phagophore assembly site. The transcript is spliced from 9 exons. The record is from RefSeq and is a predicted model, not a curated record. Gene Ontology annotation, molecular function: Atg8 activating enzyme activity; Atg12 activating enzyme activity. Gene Ontology annotation, biological process: protein modification by small protein conjugation; C-terminal protein lipidation; cellular response to nitrogen starvation. Lineage: Eukaryota; Fungi; Basidiomycota; Agaricomycetes; Polyporales; Fomitopsidaceae. The coding region runs from base 148 to 1899 and encodes 583 amino acids.